GUGGGAUCUCGUGUGUGAAAACAAGUGGGUGACGAAGACCAUUACGUCAAUCCAGAUGGCGGGAAUUCUGGUGGGCGUCGUCAUCACGGGUCAGAUGUCAGACUCGUUCGGACGUAAGAAGAUCUUCUUCUCGGGGGUCCUCGCGAAUUCGAUCUGCAACUUAAUUUGUCCGUUUUCCGUUUCCUGGGAGAUGUUUGCGGUACUACUGUGUCUCUUGGGUAUAAACGCUGGUUUUUAUGCCAGAGAGUAUGCGCUGGUUAGUGGUACACGACAGGGUGGAUGAGGCGGAGAAGUGGGAAACACUAUCGCCAGGUACAACCGAGUGAAAACGCCUCACGAUGUACGCAAACGUCUCCAGGCGGUGGCUGAUGAGGAGAAAAGUGGGCAGCAAAAGGCCAAGAAUUAUUCCUACAUCGACGUGUUCCGCGGGAAAACCAUGAUCAAAACGACCAUCUGUUCAAGCUUUGUCUGGUGUAGCUGUUCUAUCGUAUUCUACGGCAUGACGUUCGGGGCUCACGGACUCACCGGAAACCUCUACUUGAAUAUCUUCAUCCUCACCAUUUGCGAUUUACCAAUUCGUGCGUUCAUAUUUUGGUUUCUUAGAAGAUUUGGUCGGAAGUGGAGUAGUAUCGCUUUCCUCUUUUUUGGUGGUUUGUGCUUAGUCGCUACUGUAAUUAUCAAAAAUACUGCUGACGCACAAUACAAAGACCAUCUCAUUAGAACCAUGGCCGUUUUAGCCAAAGCGGCGAUUGGUGGCGCCUGGACAACCAUGUAUAUAUACACCAACGAACUGUACCCGACAGUCGUCAGGACAAUUGGUGUUGGUGUGAGUCAAAUCUUUUCACGGGUAGGAGGUAUCAUGGCACCAUUGGUUCUGUUGAUGGGCGAAGAUAACAUCGUCGUCCCCUUCGUGACAAUGGGAUGUUUCAUCAUCAUCAGCGCCGCGUGUCUCUUCUUGUUGCCGGAGACCAAAGGGAGACCACUGGAGGACACAUUAAAAAAGAAAGCGAAAGUCGAGUUUGUGGAAAUCCCCAAGCAAGAGGAGGGCAGAACGUUCGAGGCUAACAUCCCCGAAACAGAAACAGUAGCAUUUUUGUAGGGGAGCAGGCUGAUUUUUGCCAGAAUUAAACAAACGUGCCCGAA
This is a messenger RNA of Gigantopelta aegis, 1143 nucleotides long. Its product is annotated as solute carrier family 22 member 15-like. Gene Ontology annotation, molecular function: transmembrane transporter activity. Bases 437 to 1099 code for a protein of 220 amino acids. Gene Ontology annotation, cellular component: membrane. NCBI's taxonomy places the organism in Eukaryota, Metazoa, Mollusca, Gastropoda, Neomphalida, Peltospiridae. The record is from RefSeq and is a predicted model, not a curated record. The transcript has 7 exons. Gene Ontology annotation, biological process: transmembrane transport.